Dufourea novaeangliae is the source of this 1561-nucleotide messenger RNA. RefSeq names its product solute carrier family 35 member F5. Gene Ontology annotation, biological process: regulation of peptide transport. Gene Ontology annotation, cellular component: membrane. The coding region runs from base 49 to 1500 and encodes 483 amino acids. NCBI's taxonomy places the organism in Eukaryota, Metazoa, Arthropoda, Insecta, Hymenoptera, Halictidae. The record is from RefSeq and is a predicted model, not a curated record. The transcript has 8 exons.
AGUUUCUCAUGAUGUCUUAAUGAAAAAAGGAAAAGUUUUGGAUAUAUCAUGAGCUGCUCUGUAGAAUUACGACAGCGUAGACAACAGGGGAUGGCGGAGGAUCCUCACAAACUUGCAGCAAUGAUGAAUAAAUCUCAAAGACUUGUACUAGGACUUUUAGUGUUACUCUUAGUUGAUAUAAUUUGGGUCUCUAGUUCUGAACUAACUAAAUACAUUUAUAGGGAAUCAGCAUUUGAAAAACCGUUUUUCAGCACUUAUGUGAAAACAUCAAUGUUCACGCUUUAUUUGCUGGGUUUGUGCUUUUGGCCUCCAUGGCGGGAUCAGUGUAAUAAACCAGCAACAUAUAUGUUCAUAGAUCCUAAUGUUGAGGAUGAUAACUUUUAUUCAGAAGCCAAUACAAGUCUGGUAAGUAAUUUCUUAAGUGAUCCAAUGUUUGUACCAAUAAAAACACCGGAUCACUGUGAUCGUUCCUCGGGUACAGAAAGUGAUGAUUCGUCAAUACGUUCUGUCCGAUUUAGUAAGUUAGCAGAAGUUAGACAUAUGUCCGAAACCGAUGCCACGGAAGCGUUAUUGGCAAGACUUAGUUACCAAGCUAGCUUAAGGGCUGGGGAGCAUGUGAGGCGACAAGCCAAUAAAUUUUCUGUGCAAAAAGUUGCUAAGAUUGCACUUAUGUUUUGUUUACUUUGGUUUAUGGCGAACUAUAUGCAUCAGAUCUCAUUAGUGAAAACUGAGGCAGGAGUUGUAACAGUACUGUCGUCAACUUCUAGUUUAUUCACUUUAUUUCUUGCUGCCUUUUUCCCAAGUAAUGGAGGAGAUAAAUUUACAUUGUCUAAACUAGUUGCUGUGUCAGUCAGCAUUCUUGGGCUAGUAUUAGUAGGUCUUUCAGAUUUAACUAUAGAAACGAAUAGGAUACCUACAGGCAUAAUAUUGGCGCUAGUCAGUGCAUUUUUCUAUGCUGCUUACAUUGUAUUUCUAACAAGGAAGGUAGACCACGAGGAUAAGAUGGAUAUACCAAUGUUUUUUGGUUUUGUUGGACUUUUUAGCUUGACACUUUUAUGGCCGUUGUUCUUUAUUCUUCAUUAUGGUCAUUGGGAAGAAUUUGAAUGGCCAGACACACAUCAGUGGACAUUUUUGAUCAUCAAUGGUCUAAUUGGUACAGUUCUAAGCGAAGUGCUUUGGCUAUGGGGUUGUUUUUUAACAUCGUCCCUUAUAGCAACUUUGGCAGUUAGUUUAGUUAUGCCGAUGUCCAUGAUAGCUGACGUGUUAUUAAAGAAGGUCGAAUAUCCAUGCAUUUUCUACUUAGGAACCAUUCCGAUGCUUAUAGCAUUUCUGACUGUGUCUCUUCUAUCCUACUAUGAUAAUUGGGAUCCAGUCAUGGAUUUAAUUAAAAGAAUUUACAUUUGGAUUUGUAGAAGGAACAGAUCAACAAGAAUACCCGAUCUCGAAGCAGAGCAAACCGAAUCGCUCAUAGGAAUAAAUAGCGGUGAGCAUGAAGCUUAACUCGACAAUAACUAUGAAGAAACUAUGUAAUAAACGUCCUUUAUGUAUGUAUAUUUCUACA